AUGGCAAACAGAGGCUACGAUGUCGUCGUCGACGUCGACCAAGAGGGCGACCUAGGCCACACCGACCUGCAAGAGGACCUUGAAUUCCACAGCUCCAACUUCGAAACAAUGCCCUCGCGCGGCGCAAAGAUCCAACCCGACUCCUCCUUUCUCCCACAACCCGCAACCGCCUCCGCGUCCGGGUCGCGCAAACACCUCCUCUGGACACUCUCCUUCUACGCGCAAGCCUUCGACGUCGACACAAAUGAGGUCCUGCGCCGCUGCACGGCCACCAUAUACCCGCGCGCCAACUUCCUCGACGUGCUCGAGGGAAACCCCGACUUGUACGGCCCCGUGUGGAUUGCGACGACGGUUGUGGUAAUCCUCUUCUUGACGGGGACGAUCAACCAGUACCUGGCCCACCAGGGGAAAGAUCAUUUCGCGUAUGAUUUCAAACUACUGAGUGGGGCUGCCGGCUUGGUGUAUGGAUACACCGCGUUCGUGCCUGUGGCAUUGUGGGGCGUGUUGAAGUGGUAUGGGAGUGAGAGUGCGAAUCUGCUCGAGUGCGCGUGUCUAUAUGGGUACGCGAAUUUGGUGUGGAUUAUAGUUGCGCUGGUGAGCUGGAGUCCGAUUUCAAUCCUUAACUACACGUUCGUUGCCCUCGGCCUGGCGUUCUCCGCAACCUUCUUGCUCCGAAACCUGUACCCCGUACUCUCGACGACCGAGAACAAGACAAGCAAGAUCCUGCUCGUGGUCGUCCUGGCGCUGCACGCUGGCUUCGCGAUUGCGAUCAAGGUGCUAUUCUUCGCUGCAACGAGUCCCGUGGGCCCGAACAAGGGAAACGACGAGAAGAUAGAUCCGGCACGAAUGCUGUUCUGA
Didymella exigua CBS 183.55 is the source of this 858-nucleotide messenger RNA. RefSeq names its product Yip1 domain-containing family. Gene Ontology annotation, molecular function: small GTPase binding. The transcript has 4 exons. The record is from RefSeq and is a predicted model, not a curated record. Gene Ontology annotation, biological process: vesicle-mediated transport. Lineage: Eukaryota; Fungi; Ascomycota; Dothideomycetes; Pleosporales; Didymellaceae. Gene Ontology annotation, cellular component: membrane; Golgi apparatus. Bases 1 to 858 code for a protein of 285 amino acids.